This is a messenger RNA of Porites evermanni, 10917 nucleotides long. Lineage: Eukaryota; Metazoa; Cnidaria; Anthozoa; Scleractinia; Poritidae. The record is from the annotation of a GenBank genome assembly.
AUGGCGGACAACGUAAUUUGGGGAUCAAAAGAUUUUCUUGUUCCAGAAUAUUAUAACUUUGCAGACGUCAUAGACGAAUGGGCUUUAAAAGAGCAGGUAACCUGAGCAUAUCUAAAUUAUUAUUCUUGUCUGUUUCACACAACUUAAUUGUUACAGAAGAAAUUGCACAUUUCACAAGGUUUUGUUUAUCUAUAAACAUUUAUUGUCGUUUUGCUCUUUACUCGUAGAUUUCAUAUUUACAUAUAUUUUCCUAUAUUUGAUCGUUUUUCAUAUUUAUUCGUAUUCAUUCAUGUUACGCUCGCUUAGGCUUUUGCAUUGAAGUUUUGCUUGUUUUCCGUUAUUCAAGCUAAUAGGCGCUUUCGAAUAUUCAUUUUCGGCGACUUCUAGCGUUUAAUCUCAGUUUUACUUAGAACCUAGCCGUAGAUUUCUUGUCUCGUUUUUCAUGUUGCGUGUUUUUGUUUUGCCAAAAUUUUCCUUCAGAACACUAGCCUAUUGAAAAAUGAAAAUUAGACGGGAGGUACUUACUAACUUCACAAUAACUCCAAGAGAAUUCUACACAUUUCGUAAUACUCUAUUAAUACGUAUGAAGGAUGGAUUGGUCACCAGUACAAAUUUUCUUCAAUAAGUUUACGUUUAAUCGUCGUUAUAUUUGGGAUCGAGGCAGAGUGACACGCAGUUCUUCCUAGAGGGUGAGGUCCUCAAGAGAACCAAGGGUGGGAACAUCGAAAAGGAAAAAAGACAGGGUUGGGAGGCAUUAUCCCAUAAUGCUCCUCAUAUCUUAAGAGAACUUCAAUUACACUCCUAGGUAAGUACUUCUCGUCUAAUUUUCCUUUCUCUUUCAAUAUGCUCCGCAUUAUGAGAUAAUUAUGCGAUUUUAAAGAACCGCGCACUAAAAACAAAAACAGCAAUUCCAUACACAGCAAAAUAAGGCAUUUAUUAAGAUUAAGGACUAGACCUACUCUAGAACAUCUCUCAAAUAAUGUCUGCAAUAAACAUGCUCACUAGACCAAUCUGCCAUCUUAAGGAUAUCAGCAACUGGGGCGCCGGUGACAUACGCAUGAGAUGUGACAGCCCCUCUUACACUGUGUGCCUUAAAUUUCGAGUUUCUGCGGACUAUAAUACUGACAUGAUCCACCUAGCUAUUUUCCUAGGGGACACAGGGUUGUAUGGCCUAAUGAAGGACAAAAACAAUUUAGAAACAAAAUGCCCAUUACGAACCCUAAGUGCUUCAGAACGAGAAAUAUACUCCUUUAAUGCAGCAAGCGGGCAAACUGAGACACAACCUGUAGACGAAAAGGUGAUCUUAAUAGACUUCCCUUGCCUGGAAGUCUUUGACCGAUCAGUUACAUCAAAGCUCAUUGAAUCUUGAGAUCCUUUUUGAAUUUUAGGUCUAAAGCAGUUAAUGUCUGCUGUCUCUGUGCAGAGGCUAAUGCACAGAGCAUGACAGUCUUAAAGUUAUCAACUUUAAACUUAGCUCAUGUAGAGGAGGUAAAGUCUUUAAAUAGUCUGUCACUUUAGAAACAUACCAUGUAGAAGUACACCUUGGAGUUGGCGAUCCGAGAAAGUACACUUCCUUGAGUAAUCUCGCUAUUUAAGGAUCUGAACCAAGAAGAAUCUCGAGCAUUGUUCACGGAACAAAGCGUUGUAGAUAGUGCAGAACGAUAAGUGUUAAUGGUACAGUAUCCUUUGCCCUCAUGAUAACAGUUGAGAACUCCACCACCUGGAUGACAGAAGCUUGAAGUAAAUCAAUUUGCCGUUUGUAACCCAGCCAGACCACUUGUCCCACACGUCCUUGUACUGUUCCUCGGUACCUGCUGUCCAUGAUGCGCAAAUGAUGUCAACUGAUUGCUUUGAAAAUCCUUUGUUUGACAGAACUUUCAUGAUAAUGUCCAAGCGGCCAAGUUCAGUUUGUGUCUCAGUGGGUGCUGUUCUUGGUUAUGAGGGAGACUCAGGAGGUUCUCUAGACGAGGCAACAAGAUAGGCUGAGUUGCUGACAACUGUAACUGAAGUGGAUACUAACUCUGAGCAGGCCAUACCAAUGCAAUUAAUAGAACUAAGGCUUUGUCGUGGCGACGCUUGGCUAGUACUCGAGGUAGCAAACUAAAAGGAGGAAAGGCAUAGCAAUUCAUAUUAUCCCAACUAAAAGAAAAGGCAUCUAUAGCCAUUGAACCUGGCAGUGGGUGCCAGGAGAUAAACUUCGCAGUUUUGGCAUUAAGCCUAGAUACAAAAAGGUCAAUCUCAGGAAUAAAGGUUUGAGAAAUAAUUUCCUUAAAAACCAAACAAUCUAAGGACCACGCCAAAUUAGAGGAGAUUUCCCUGCAUAAGGUAUAGGCCAGAGUAUUAACCUUCUCUGAGAUGUGCUGAGCAGAAAUAAAAAUAUCCCUCAACUUGCACCAGUCCCAAAUACUUCUGAACAAUAAAUCUAAUAAGGGGGAUCGUACACCCUCCGCAUUGAUAAUACAGGGCACUGCAUUGGAGUUGGCAAUUGCAAGUCUAACAUCAUGAACGGACCUUGAAUUAGACUCAAAACAAUUGACAGCAUGAAAUGGUGCUAGAAGUUCCAGGUAAUUAAUGUGAUGUUUGGAUUCGCUUUGAGACCACCUGCCAGAUGCAGACAGGCUACCACUCACGGCUCUCAAACCAAUUAAACUUGCAUCAGUCUGAAUGUAAAUGUCAAUCAGUUUCGGAACCUGAAAAAGCCUACCAUUGCACUGGGUAAUAUUCUCAAUGAACCGCUGUAAAUCAGAACGAGCUUGAGAGCUUAAUGAUCGUGUCCUGUCAUAACCAAGGCUUCCACACAACGUUUGCGUCUUGCACAACUCUUAAGGAACGGUAAUGCAUCUCUAGAUAAUUCACAGCCGGGAGUGCAGAAACUAACAGCACAGUUACUUUAGCAACAUCCCUAACACUAGGUUGGUGCUUAUCUAAAAGGAACUUUACUGGCUGAGACUAUUUUCUCUAAUUUAACAGCCAGCAACUGCAAUUUCAUUGCUAUGGAAUUAAUUAUUAAACCCAAAUAAAAGAUCUUAUUGACAGAAACUAGCUGAGAUUUCUCAACAUUGACAGUAAAGCGCAAAUCACAGAGAGUUGUUUUACGACAAUAAAUCAAAAAUAAAUCUAAAAUAUGCUAUAACAGGUUUAAAAAUCUUAGUGAAAACCCCGGGUGCAAGGCUGUACCCAAAAGGUGAACAAGUAAACUCUUCACGCUUGGAAUUCCAAGAAAACAUAAGGAUUUACGAUGGGGCUGGAAAACAGGUGCACUGAAACAAGCAUCCUUAAGGUCAAUAGAGACCAUGAAGUCCCCAGGGGAAAUACAGUUCCAGGCCAUGCGGAUAUUAUCCAUCUUGAAAUGAAUCUUUUUCACAAAUUGAUUUAAGGGCUUAAGGUUUAUAACUGGCCGAAAGUUCCCGGUCUUUUUGGAAACCAAAAAGACUGUCGAAAUGGAUUCAUUAUCACAAGGAGACACUUCAGUCACAGCACCCUUAGAAAUUACCUUUUUAAAUAUCUUUUGUUGACCAAGUCGCGAACUAAUCAGUUAAAAUUAUAGAAGAAAGAUUGUGAAAAUAUGAAGGGUCAUUAUGUUUUGCUAGGCAACUUUAUUUUAAAAUAUACGAGCCACUGAACUGAUGAAUCCAAUUUCGCAUGAUGUUUCCCAUUUAGGCCUCGGGAAAAAAAAUUAGCUAGAAAAAAUAUUUUUCAUUCGAUCGUACUUAAACCAACGAUUUUGUAAUUAGGGCCCAUAGGGCUUUAUUCCGGCUGAGUUUGUGGCCAGGUCAUUUUUUAACUAUUUCCACGUCUAGUUGAUAAUUGCGCGGAGCCGCUCUUAAAAAGGCAAAUUACUUUCAGCAGGUUCUUAAUCCACAAGGUUCUUACAUGGGGGUUUUAACUGCAUUGUAUUAACUUCACAAAAGUGCUGAUUAGUGUAUUUUAAAUUUUACUUUUCUUGCAGGAGGGCAAAAGAAAGAGUGAUAUUCCAGCCCUUUGGUGGAUUGAUGGUGACGGUAAUGAAGUGAAGUGGAGUUUUCAAGAUGUCGUUUUGAACUCUAAAAAGUAAUAGUUUUUUCAGCCUAUCCCCUUAAAUGGCAUUUCCAACCUAUGCUUAAAUUUACCUGCUUCCUAAGGUGGAUUUUUUUAAAUGGCACUUCGAGAAAUUCAUCUAUGUUUAUGUAAAUUACUGCGCCUAGGGGUCCGCCACUAAAAAGAAGCGCAACCCCUUACAAAAAUUCAUGAGGCUUGUCACUCCCCAAUGUAGAUGUAACGAUAAAUUUAAAAUUUAACUUUUUCACUGCUUGGGUAACCUCUAUCUAUCCUUGAGCCAACUAAAACGGUGCCACCUCGGUACCUCGUAUUCAGAGAUUGUAAUCUCCUUUGCUUUUUCUUCUCUCUAGGACCGCUAACUUGCUGUGUGCGGCCGCUGAUAUCGAACCAGGCGACCGUGUGAUGAUAAUUUUGCCUGCAGUUCCGGAGUAUUGGAUGAUACAGGCUGCUUGUUUAAGAACAGGUUUGGUUAAGGUGUCGUAGAUUUGAUUUAACAUCAAUCCUAUAGACUUGUUACAAGUCGACUCACGAGUUUCUUAACAAAUGGAGCGAGCUUCUUAGUCUGCGCCGUAUUAAAUCGGACGAAGGACUUUUUUGAAAGUCUAUGUGGACAUACUAACACAAGGUUUUGAAAGAAACAUAGGCAUUGACGAUAAGAGCGUGCGUUUAUCCCGUCCUGUAAUUUGAAACUAAUGAUCAGUGCUUCCUUGAUUGGUUCGUUAACUCUAACUGUAUCGUUUCUAUUAGAUUUCACCUUAUUUUGACUCUCAUGCCGCAUACUGUGCAUAACAAAUGUUCCAACAUGUUAAUGUCAACGCAUAAACCCAGUCAAUUCGUUGGAAAGGCCAAGAAACAUUUUCUCAAUCCGCACAAGAGAGGCUCUCUUCACUGGCUCUUAUUCACAUCCACUAUCUAACCUACAUUGAUCUGAAGAAUUCUUUGAUUGAUGUGUUUCUAAGAAAGACCCAAGGAAGCUUCAGCUUGGUACACUAUUGAAUAGUCAUGAUGCAAAGAUCAUUAUUCAAACUUUGCGAAUUAUACGGAUUUACAACUUUCUUUCUGCUUUUUUUUCUGUUAGUGGCAUCCCGUAUUGUCAUUCUAAAAAAGUACUCUAUUUGAAAAAAAUUACUUUGAAGAUUAAAAGGUCAAGAAAUACCCAGUUCUUCAAAACGCUUGAAAUGCAGUCUCAGACAACCUAAUUCCAACCCCCACCCCAGAGACUUGCGCCCCCGGUGUGGUUUGUUGGAUCGCACCUCAACGUAAAAAAUCCUGGCUACAGGCCUGUGCCGGUGCAAACGUUAUCCAGUAUAGUGUAAACAUAGCCUAAUAUACGUCGACAAUGAACUGCCUAUUAGGGGUGAGACUGAUCUAUCGUAUUAAUUUAGCACGAUUGUUACAGGUGCAGUCUUCAUGGUAAUCCCAGAUAACACUGGGCCCAAAGAACUUCACCGUAGAAUUGUGAAGUCCAAACCAGUCUGUGUAGUGUCAGCUAACUCUGAUCAGAUUAAAGAAGAGCUGCUUGAUGUUAUUGACAAGGUAUCUCACUUGGUAUAAUUUGAUUAAAAAAACUAUUUUGUAAUGUUUAAAUAUAAGGCAGUUCAGGUAUGGGAAAAUUUUCGGAAGAACUGAAGUUUCUAAACAUAAAAGGUUCGCCUUGAAAAGAAACUAUAAAAAUUUUCUACUACAAAACCAAUUAUAGCUAACUUCAUUUUUUUUUUCCCUCUCUGUUUUCGUUAUAAAAAGCCCAAUUUAACAAUACAUUGCAUUGUAUUAUAAAGGUUUAUUAUAGUUAAGAACUUUUGAAUGUAAUUUAUUAGUAGCACACAGCUAUGGUCAUUUUAGAUUUGUUGAUUUUAUUCAAAACAUGUCUGCACUCAGUAACCAACACGAACACUUCGGCUACUGUGGUCACCGACUUUUUUCAUCACUUAUUUAUCCUUUCUUUUGUAAUUUGUCUUAACUGUAUCUCCUUGAUCCGUGCACAAUGGAGGUGAAAUUAUUCUUUUCAUAGUCUCGAUAUAAAGUGAGUAAGAGAAUGUUCAAUAAAAAGUAGUGAUGAACAAAAGUGCCGUGUUGUAGUUGGAGUUUCUUUCCAAACGUUUCGGGCCUGGCCCUUCAUUAGCGAAGGUACACGUACUUUAGAAUCGUCGCAAAGAUCGUUCAGCAAAAUACCUUGAUUUGUCAGAUCAAUUAUUUCAUUGCCGAAGCCGCGAGGCCGAAGUCAAAGGCAGUGGGAAAUAAUUGAAGUGCAAGACACCGACCAUAACCAUUGCAACGAAAGGAGACAAUUUUCAAUCAGCAUUAUGUUUUGCUUUCUGAAACGUUAUUAAAGGCAUGAGGAGACACUAUUAUCCCUAAAGACAGGGGCAAAUUGCCCAUAAGCUGAGCAUUGUCUGGAGCAAAGCAGAGCCAAACGACUUUUUCUCCAUGGCGCAUGGGUAGACUAUUGUCCGUAGGCUGCAGAGACGUUAUGACCUCUAGACCAAUCAAAAGUUCGGAAAAAAUAGUUUGAAAUAUUAUGAUUAUUUAUUAUGCCUUUGCUGCUCAUUGUUUGUUCGUUUUUUCGAUUUAAUUUGUUUUACAGGUUAUAGAAGUCAAUAUUAAAACCAAGAUUUUGGUCAACAGGAUCAAAGUUAAACAAAGGUAUCUGGCAAGAUCGAUCUCUGCUCAUGCGUCCAUGCGCAUCUUUCUAACUUCUUGCACAAAAACCAUCCAUCAAUAAGGUCUAAGACGAAAGGUUUUCAUUUUUUAAGUUUCUCCUAUGUAAUAGCAAAGAGCUGAUAGUCUUGUUGAAUUGACCGAGAAAAAACAAUUAUUAUUCUUUGAUACCACCUCUAGAUAGACCGUUUGUCAAAGAAACUAGCAUAAUAGAGCUUGGACUUUCAUAAUAGAGAGGCCAAAACAGAGUUAUCAAUUACGUCAAAUGAUUUGAAAUUGCGACUUUAAUCUUUUCAUUUGCGAGGAAUUUCUUAUAUUUCAUGCCCUAUACGCCCUCUUCUAGGAGUAUAAAUAGAGUCCAUGAUCUUUUAUUUUAUCAAUUACAAUUGAAUACUCCUCCUGUUUUUUUUUUUUUCUCCAAUUUUGUUCUUUUUUUAUUAUUUUCUUUCAUUUCAUCUUACAUUACAUUAUUUUACAAUAUCAACUCAAUUACUUAUAGUACAUGCACUGACAAAUAACCAGAUUAAAACUUCACAAAAUUACAAAUGCCAAAGGAAAAAACAAAGAAAACAAAACAUAAGGUACCAAAGUAUUUAUAAGAAAAGAGAGCAAGGCCAAUAUUGAGAAAAUUAAUAACGCGAAAGUACAAGAAAUAAAUAUAUUUAAUUCAUCGCGAAGUGAUUUUAUAAUCUCGUCGAGCGCGCAGUGCGUGGACCGUGCGUAGAUAUAGCGAGCUGCAAACUCGCAGCGCUCAUCUUUACUUGUAUAUAUUCGAUGGUGUACGUACUGUAUGUUUCUUGUAAGAAGCAAAUAUUUUACCUUUUAAAAAGGCUAAGCCAGAGGAAUCUUAACGAUAUUGUGGUCUUUACUAUACUUGCAGGAAAGGCUGGCUUGCAUUUGAGAACCUUUUGGAGACUGCAAGAGUCGAUUUUCAGGUUGGAAAUAAGUUUUCUGUAGAACUAAGACUUUAAUUUGUGCCGCCUGUCAUUUCCAUAAUAGUACGAAAAGAUCAACUUUCUCCAUCAUAUUCAAGUUGUCUUUAUACCACAAGUGGCGUGUAUCGUUUUCAUUACCAUUGCUUUUCAUGCACGUUCCUCUAACGUUAAAAAUCGCGAAGGGGUGCAUCCUUCUACCGUUAAUGUUGUCUUGUAUAGUUGAUUUCGCUUAGUACUUGUCACAGCUUGAUUUUCUGGUUUUCGCUUGCGGCGACAUACAAAUAAACUUAUUCAGAAUCUCCCUACCUGCUUAACACAUACCGUGAAGGUCGACCUUCUUGGCGAUCUUUUUGUGCACGCGACAUGCACUCACGAAUAAGGAGCCAGUACGUUAGAACAUAGGAAAAUCAGUCUGUCUACAGCUGCAAAAUGACAAAGACGGCGGAAACUUUCACUGUGAGACGCGUGUUGACACGUGUUCCUUGAGCUUGCAAAUUUCGCGCGCCCUGGAGAAAAAUAAUUUCGGCACAGAAUGACCGACGAAAAUGCUGUAUGCGCCAGUAUGAUAACAUUAAAGGAUUACGAAGGAACUAAAAUAGAUCUGACCAGCCGAAAAAUUAUUAUUAUUAUUAUUAUUAUUACUUUUCUUGUAGUUAUUAUCAUUAUCAUUAAUUAAAAGUAAACUUUGCAAGACAUCAACGUGACACAGAAAGAACUUUAACAGAGCAGAGUGCAGUGAUAAGCAGCCCUUUCGCUCUCUUUUUUCCUCAUUACGGCAGGGCAUAGAAUGAUUACUGUGCGCCUAUUAUACUGUCUAUUAUACUUACGUGUAGUUUGCAUGGCAACAUUCCUUGGUUGUAGUUGCUGGAGUUUUUUUUCUCAUCCUGUUCACAGAGGUUGAUAUUUACCUCUGUUUUGUUUAAUACAUAACCGGUCUUUCUAUUUUAUUUUUCUUUCUCUUUACAAGUCCGUGAAGUCAUUAAGUUCAGCUCCCACUAACAUAUUCUUCUCAAGCGGAACAACUGGAAAUGCAAAGAUGAUCGAACACUCGCAAGCCAGUAUGGGACUGGGAAGUUUAGCAGUUGAAAAGUACGUGACAAAGGCGGAAGAACCACGGAUUUUUGGCUUUUAAUUUGAUCCCUUCGCCACCAAGGGGUAGUGGGUAAGAAGCGGAGGGAGGGGUGAAUUUUUCUUCCUGUAUGAAUGGGUGGGCUUUCAAUAGACAGAGGACAAUACCAAUUUCAGCACUGAAGCACACAUACCAAUUCCGCGGCAUGACUGGUACCUUACGCACACGCACAACCGAGGACGAAACAGCUCUCCUUGGCUACCACUGCCGGGGUGAUAUGAUUGUGCGCAUUAGUAAGGUACUAGCCAUACCGUGGAGUUGCUACGUGUGCUUCUGUGCUGAAAUUGGCAUUCUUUCUAAAGAGGGUCUGCUUUAGAGAGAAGAGCUGUAAAAUGCAUUCUUUCAGGUUUUUUCCAAGUUAGGCUUAAAGCUUUUAACUGAAUCAUUUUCUAUUACAGGGUUAACGAAGAAACAGAUUUAAUUUGGGUAACUACUCCUACUGGGUGGAGUGUGCUUCUUACUCGGUCUUUUUAUGGUGCUUGGUCCGAUGGAGCAGGGACUUUCGUUCAUUACAAGAAAGUGACCCCUAGAGAAGUCCUGAAAACCUUGCAGGAGUAUCCUAUUACUGUGGCUCAGUUUAGGCCUUCCAUUUACACAAAGGCUUUGGACGAGGGUUCUCUUGAUAGCUGUAAAUUUCCCACAUUAAAACGCUGCUUAGUCUCAGGGGAACCAUCAAACAAGAAGGUGCUACGUCGUUGGAGAGAAAAAACAGGAGUUGCGCUCUGGGACAUUUACGGACAAACGGAGUUGGUAUAUUUCAAAAUCUGUUAAUCAGGACCUCCAAUAGCCUGCGGACACAGUCGUAUUUCCGGUCGUCGCAAUACUUCUGUGUCCGCAGGCUAGGCCUCCAAAGAUGCCUUCAUUUAAGUGUCAAUGCAUUUCGCACGAGGUAAUAACUUAAAACUCGCUUUUUCUUACCCCUGCUUUUGUAAGACGAGACGGCCAAUUCUAAGUGGUUAUUCAAGUCACGUGAAGGUUUAGGGUGAUCUUACAAAACUGAGCCACUGAGCUCCUGAGUCCAUUGGGAAAGGAACCUAGCUUAUUUCUGUCCUUUUUGAGAGGGUUUGAAUUCUACAUUUUCUUAUGAUUGGAGGCGCUGUGCAGACAGUGUUAUGGAUUCUAGAGACCAAUCCAGGCGUUGCUGACUGCAAAACCUAAUCACAUGCUCAGAUUACGGCCCUUAACUAAACUUUGUUUUGAGGUCCACUUUCUUUCAGUAUGAUGGAGGAAUUUAUGAAUGCCAAAAUGGCGCAGCUACGUGAAGACAAUUCUCUGCAGUCAUAGCAGACUUCUUUAUGGACCACCUCACACAUACUGUCUUAGACAUACCACGAUGAAUAAUCAGGCUUUCAUUAUACAUCUUUCUCUUUCAUCUCCUAUGUGCUUAAUUUAUACUUUUUCUUAAAGAAUGCUUUGACAUGGUACAGAGACGCAGGAAACAGCUCACAGCUUGAAUCUGUUGGUAGGCCUUUCCAUGGUGUUGACAUGCUUGUAAGUUGAUUUGACUACUAGUAGUAAAUAUUCACCAACUUUGGCCGGACAUUCUGCGAACAAAUUCUGAUACUUACGUAUUUACGUCUACAUGUUUUGUAGGCUUAUGCACUGUUUGUCAACUAUCAUUGAAAUAUAGGUUGUUGACGAUAAUAACCAAGAGCUACCGCAUGACACACUGGGAAGAAUUGUGGUUCGUGUAAAACCCUAUCGUCCUGUUAAGAUGUUUAUCCGUUAUGUGGUAAGAAAAAGAAGUAAUUGUUAAGUGAGCUAACUCAGUUUUUUACAUUUAGCUUUUGUUUCCAUUUUGUAUCAGAAGAAACCUAAAGGUGAUGUUACACGAGACGAUCCGCCACGACGAUCUUUAGCGCAACACAGCGUUGCAACAUUGUUGCGACAUUGUUUCGAAUGGUAACAACAUUGUUCCAACAUUGCAACGGUGUGUUGCGCUAAAAAUCGUCGUUGCGAAUCGUCCCGUGUAACAUCACCUUAAGUUUCCGUUGAAAUCUUCUUCCAAAUCCUAGUUCUAACAUACAUACGAAUAAUGAACAAUGUAACUAUGAACUUUAUUAACCUGAAGUGAUAACUUGUUUGUAGGAUGAUCCUCAGAAAACCGAGGCUUGUUUUUCUGGAGAUUUUUACGUGACAGGUGCGUUAAGUUUGUGA